AUGGCGACGACCGGGAGAGGUAUUAUUCUGAGCGGGAAAUUGAAAAAGAAAACUGAUCGCAGUCGGCGUGAUGUUAAUUCACCAAGGUGUCAGCCAUACAAGGUUAUACGCCGAGAUGCAUGCCGGGUCUAUGAUCGGAUUUAUGCAGCUAUAUAUGGUCAAUGCGUGGGUGAUGCCCUGGGAUUAUUGACAGAAACUCAGUCAAAAGAAGAAGCUAAAAAGUUAUAUGGGCCCGUGUGCAACAAGUUCCAGCUAGUCCACAAGAAGAUGUUGGCGGAUGCACAUCGUCGCAAGUGGGAUGUGUAUGACUGGACUGAUGAGACUGAUCACAUGAUCAUCCUCAUUCAGUCAUUGGUGGAGAACAAGGGACAGGUGAUGCCGGAGGACAUAGCCAAGCGGUUAAUGGAAUGGUUGGAGCGCGGCUUCCCUGACCUGGGCGAUGUGUGUGGCCCUGGGUUGUGCAGUUUCACCAAGAAUGUGAUCAACCAUCCUCAGUUCUCUGAGGCGCCCAACAAGGCAGCUGAGAUCGUGUGGCGGGACUGUCGCAGUCUGAGAGCCACUAACUGUGCCCUGGCCCGCGCCCCCAUGUCAGGAAUACAUUACUACCACGUCCUGGGCAAAGUGAUCAAGAACUCCCUGGAUGUAUGUUCCAUCACACACGCAGAUCCCAGCUGUCAAGCAUCAUGUGUUGCCGUGGCAACAGUCAUGUCAGCCUUGCUGCAGAAAGACGAGAAGCACUUGAAGAAGACGGGAGACUAUGAUAUUGAUUCCAUCAUUGAGGAGGCCUUCUCCUAUGGCUGUCGAUGUAUGUUGAAUCAGCCUUAUUCUGAUAUUAAGGAGUUCAAGAAGAUCCUGUACACAACAUCACUUAAAGACCUGAAGCUGGAUGAAAGAGGCAAGAUGAAUCACACCUAUAAGACGCUUGGAGCAGGGUUCUGGGCUCUCAAGCAGAAGGACUUCCGCACAGCUAUACGAGAUAUUGUCAUGGAGGGUGGUGAUGCUGAUGCUAAUGCCUCUCUAGCAGGGGCCUUCUUGGGAUGUAAGCUGGGACUGGACGCCAUCCCAUCCACCUGGAUCCAGGACCUCAAGCACCGGCGUUGGCUGGACAAGGUCAUAGACAGUUACUUCAACAUCAUGGAGAAAGGAAGAUUUCAUCCUAAGAUUGAAACUACAGUAUAGCAGAAGAGGAUUAAAAGACACAGCCUUAGUAUUUCCAUUACUGCUCAAUAUUAACCAUGACAGACUAAGUCUCUGUAGUCAGACACACAUACUACAUCAUUUAUUGGAGCUAAGAGGGCUUUUGGCAUUAUUUAAGUAGGAGUGAUUGCUGGAACGAUUGCUCUUCUCUGUAAAUAAAUAAAUAAAUAUUUUGCAAACAACUGACAAAAUCACACCCUGAUUGACUGAUGUCUUGUGGCUGCUUUCCAAUGCUUGGUGCUAAAGUAAGUUUGUUAGAAUAUGUAAAUGCCGGUGUUAGUACAAAAAGAAUUGAUAAUAACAGGUUUUGUUUUGAAAUACUGUUAAUGGUUUUCUAAUAUUGCAAAGAUCUUAAAGUAUAUUUAUCAGCAAUAUUAUAUUUCAAACAUUUUUCAUGAAAUGUACUGAAUGGGAAAAAUGUUAUAUGAACUUGAAAAAGAUUCCUGAAAUCAUGGAGAUUUAUGUGGUGUUCUGUGUAGUUCUCUGACUGGGCUGCACAUGGGAAUAGUCCCUUGAACUACAUAGAAAACAACUGUCAUUUGAUUGUACAUCAUUCUGCUGGUUUCUUUAUGUACAUAGUGUUCAAAAAGCAAAGGAAAUCACUCGCAAGUCAUCGUGACUGUAUUGUUGGAAGUUGUAUAUAUAAAAUCCUGCUGCUGUUAUAGACAUCCUAGUACAUAGAGAAUCUCGCCCAAGUGUCUUCUGAUAUCAAUUAUGUCAACCCAAGUUGAUAACAUUACAAACAUCCAAGGCCUGUCAAGGGUAUUUUAACUUUAAUCAACGAGUGUUGAUAUAUUUGAGAUCAGAAGACACGAGGGUGAGAUUCUAUUUAU
Haliotis rubra (blacklip abalone) is the source of this 2030-nucleotide messenger RNA. Its product is annotated as ADP-ribosylarginine hydrolase Tri1-like. The record is from RefSeq and is a predicted model, not a curated record. The transcript has 9 exons. Lineage: Eukaryota; Metazoa; Mollusca; Gastropoda; Lepetellida; Haliotidae. The coding region runs from base 1 to 1179 and encodes 392 amino acids.